AUGCCAGAAGAACAUGGGUGGAAAUGUGAGGAUACGGUUAGAUUUGUGGAGGCUCUAGCGGCGCAGAGUGCAUUGGAUCUCAUUGAUAUCAGCAGCGGGGGUAUUCACAACGCCCAAAAGGUGAAAGCCGGUCCAGCAUUUCAGGUGCCAUUUGCUGCCGCGGUCAAGAAGGCAGUUGGUGGUAAGAUGCUGGUGGCUGCUGUCGGAAUGAUCAACAACGGUAACUUGACUGAGAAGAUCCUCAAUGAGGAUCAAGUCGAUGUGAUUCUUGUUGGACGGGCAUUCCAGCGUGAUACAGGUCUGGCAUGGCAUUUCGCCAAGGACUUGGACGUCGAGAUCGCCAUGGCUGCUCAAAUCCGCUGGGGUUUUACCAGUUUCCGUAACGCUUCUGAAUACAUCCAGCCAAACUCGAUGAAGGCGUCUAUUUUUGACUAG
Molecule: messenger RNA, 435 nt
Organism: Aspergillus udagawae
Lineage: Eukaryota; Fungi; Ascomycota; Eurotiomycetes; Eurotiales; Aspergillaceae
Exons: 1
Coding region: 1-435 (144 amino acids)
Cellular component (GO): intracellular anatomical structure
Molecular function (GO): NADP binding; NADPH dehydrogenase activity; FMN binding
Source: RefSeq, a predicted model, not a curated record